This is a messenger RNA of Crotalus tigris (Tiger rattlesnake), 3335 nucleotides long. RefSeq names its product spire type actin nucleation factor 2 (gene SPIRE2). The transcript has 15 exons. The record is from RefSeq and is a predicted model, not a curated record. Gene Ontology annotation, biological process: establishment of meiotic spindle localization; actin filament polymerization; polar body extrusion after meiotic divisions. Gene Ontology annotation, molecular function: actin binding. Bases 65 to 2302 code for a protein of 745 amino acids. Gene Ontology annotation, cellular component: cytoplasmic vesicle membrane; cell cortex. Lineage: Eukaryota; Metazoa; Chordata; Lepidosauria; Squamata; Viperidae.
AGCCGCGAGGCCGCCGCCGCCGCGAUGGGGCCCGCCGCCGGGAGCCGGUGAUGGAGCCGCGGCCAUGGCGCGCGCCGCAGCAGGGGCCGGGCCGGGCGGGGGCUGGCGCGACGCGGCGGGGGCCGCGGCGGAGGAGCUGUCCCUGGAGGAGGUGCUGAAGGCCUACGAGCAGCCCGUCAACGAGGAGCAGGCGUGGGCCGUCGGCUUCCAAUGCUGCCGCGGGCUGCUCCAGCCCGACCCGCCGGGCGCCGAGGAAAGGCGACGCCGCCGACGGGGACCGGCCGGACGCCUCCGCGACACCGCCGACCUCCGCCUGCACAAGGACGGCGCCGUCUCUGCCCGCGGCGAGUUCGGCGAGGCCCAGCUUCCACUGACCUUGGCACCUGCAGCAGAAGCACAGGUGGUGCAGUCCCUGGGUUUUGUCAUCUACCAGGCCCUUGACUGGGGCCUGGAGGAGAAUGAGGAGCGUGAGCUGAGUCCCGAACUGGAGCGGCUGAUCGAUUUGAUGGCCAACAGCGACUCUGAGGAUAGCGGCAAUGGCAGCAGCACUGCAGACGAAGGCUACGGCGGGCAGGAGGAAGAGGAGGAGGCGGUGGCCAAGGGGACCCUGAGUGCUGUCCGCACAUUCAGCCAAGUGAUGCAGCUCUGUGCUGCCCGCCUCUCCCAGCCCCAGGAGGCCCACGUUCACUACCAGGCGGUGUGCCGGGCAUUGUUCCUGGAGACGGUGGAGCUGAAGGCUUUUCUGGCCAAGAUCCGGGACGUCAAGGAAAUGCUAAUCAAGCUGAAGGAUGAAGAUGAAGAACUGAGGGACCGAUCCGCAGCAGAGCUGGAUAACCUGAGGAACACGGACUGGGCUCGGCUCUGGGUCCAGCUCAUGCGAGAACUGCGGAAUGGUGUAAAGCUCAAGAAGGUCCAGCAGAAACAGUUUGACCCCUUGCCCACUGAGUAUCAGCUGACGCCUUUUGAGAUGCUGAUGCAGGACAUCCGAGCCCGCAACUAUAAACUCCGCAAGGUCAUGGUGGACGGAGACAUUCCACCCCGGGUGAAGAAGGACGCCCAUGAGCUCAUUUUGGAUUUCAUAAGAUCUCGUCCGCCUCUGAGACAGGCUUCCGAGCGCCAGCUGCGUCCCAUGCCUCAGCAGCAGAGGACCCUUCAUGAGAAGAUCCUGGAGGAGAUCAAACAGGAACGGAAGCUCCGGCCUGUGGAAUUGCAGCAUCAGGACCAGAGAGGGUUUGGUUCCUUGCCCUGCCUGGUGAAUGCCUGCUCCAGCAACAUGAAGUCGACCUCUUGCAUCAACCUCUCCGUUUCAGAGUCCGGUGCCCCAGCUCAGCGCCAGAGGCCGAGGGUCCUGCUGAAGGCACCCACACUGGCAGAGAUGGAGGAGAUGUUGGUUUCUGAAGAAGAAGAGUCUCCCUGUUCAGAGGCGGUUCAGGAGCUGGGACCCCUGAUGCCCCUGAAGCGGGACCGCUCCUUCUCCGAGCAAGACUUGGCCCAUUUUCAGGGUGAAAGUGAUAGCAGCGAGCCUCACCGGGAGUACUUAAGGCCCAGCCUGUCAGACCUGAGGCCUCGCUCAGGUACCAUGUCCGCUGCAUGGGCCAGCAUGGAAAAUAUGGGAUCGGUUCCGGCUCGCUACCACCCCCGGGUCGGUUUGUGUCCUCGUAAACAAGACAACCUCGGUUCUGUAGAGGAGAAUUUGGAGACCAGCUCUGUUCCGAUCACGGAUGCCAAUUUGAAAUAUUUGUGGCUACAGGAGUUCAGCCACCCCGUAGAAAGCCUGGCGCUCACGGUGGAGGAAAUGAUCAACGUGCGCCGGGUGCUGGUGAAAGCAGAGAUGGAGAAGUUUCUUCAGAGCAAGGAGCUCUAUACCAGCCUGAAGAAAGGGAAGAGCUGCUGCUGCUGCCAAACCAAGUUUACGCUCUUCUCCUGGCCCCCAACCUGCCUCUUCUGUAAGAGAUCUGUCUGCAGCUCCUGCAGCCUGAAGAUCAAGAUGCCCUCGAAGAAGCUUGCCCACAUCCCUGUCUAUGCCCUGGGCUUCGAGACGCUGCAUGGCUCUCUGGGUGCCAAGGGCUCCCCAGGCCGCCGGCAGGAAACUUUCCACUCCCUGCAGGGCACCCACUGGCGCAGCGUGGAGGAAGAGUUCCCCUGCAUCUAUGCUCAUGGGUCAGUGCUCAAGGACGUUUGUCGUGAUUGCUCUGGCUUUGUCACAGAUGUCGUCAGCUCCAGCCGCAAAAGCAUGGACAUUCUCAACACCAAGCCGGGGAGGAGUCGCAAAACCCAAUCGCUGUACAUCUCGUCCAGUUAGAGGCGCCCGGAACAUCCCCUCAACGUGCCCCCCCCACCUCCAGCAUCCAACCCUCGAAGGCUAGGCAGCCACGAUUCUCUGGCAGAUGAAACACGGCUUUGGGGGUCUGCUGGCUCCCAUCUUCCAAGGACAUCUGCCUGCUGCUUACGUACAUAUACAUAUACAUGUACAGAUACAUAUACAUAUACACAUAUACACAUACACAUAUACAUUCACAUACGUAUACACACACACACACACACACACACACACACACACACACAUAUACCGCACCCACCCACACACCCACACACACACCCUUAUAGAUACUCUAUAUUUAUACAGCGGAUAAGUUGCUUUAGCUGAUCAGCAUGGCAACCCCCUUCAUUGGCAAACGAGAACUUUGCCGAAACCACCCAACCUGGAGGUCAGCCAGAGGGAGCCUGGGCACCAGAGGUCCAGCUGCGCUGGUGGGCAGGAAGAUGACCUGUCAGGCAGAGGCCAGCUCCUUCUCUGCUGCUUUCCCCACUUUUUCCCCUGGAGAAGCUCCCCACCCCUUGCUGAUGCCUCUGAAGGAAACGUUCUUUCAGCCUUUGGCUUUCUUGCAAAGCGGGCUCCCUCCCAGCCACCUGCCGGCUGCUGAAUGCACCUUACGGAGCUGCUGGCUGCUCCUUGUCAUUUCUUUGGCUCUUGCUUGUUGUCUUUCCCUAGAGCAAGAAACGAAGCAGGUCUCCUGCAAAGACUAUGAAAAAGGGCGCCAUUUCCCUCUCAUUCUCCCUCUACAGGAAUGUGUCUUAUUUGUACUGCCAAUAAUAAAAUAACUAAUUUUGUAAGAAUUUAGAUAAAGAGCACCUGUUCCCAGCUACUGAGAGCAAUCUGCAUAGGGAGGACGACUGCUGGCUGCGUGGAGGGUGCCAGGAUCUUUGUGGAGCUGGAGGUGGCUUGGACUGAAAUCCUGGUUCCUACAUAAACAGGGCCACACUUACACAUUGCACUAAGCUGUGUAAACUAUGUAAACUGCAAAGUAAAUUGUGGCUACUUGUGUAGUGGCCUA